UUUGUACGAUCUUAAUGUGGUUGACUAAAAAAAUAAACUUGCACCAUUAUAGUUAACAAGGUGCUCCCAUUAGUCCACAUUCUUGAUCCGUCCCUGCUUGGGGUUACUUCUUGAUAUCUUUCCCUCUAUAUAUACAUGUGACUAUUCUCACCUAGCUUCAUUGCAUAUAAAAAGAGAUCUCCAUAUAAUCUAGCUUCAUUUCCGCAGAAGAAGAAAAAAAAAAGCCCAUAUAUGAAGAACUCAUCUUCGUUCCUAUGUCUUCUUCUUCUUCUUCCUCUUGUCACAGCCCAACUAGAAGUUGGUUUCUACGACAAAAAAUGCCCCCGGGCAGAGCAAAUUGUUCGAAGUGUGAUAGUGAAGCAAUUCGGCAUUGACAAAACCAUUACAGCGGCAUUUCUUCGCAUGCACUUCCAUGACUGCAUGGUCAGGGGUUGUGAUGCAUCCGUACUCAUAGACCCGACAAGCACCGCCCCGUCCGAGAAAGACGCGGUGCCCAACCAGACGUUACGGGGAUUCGACAUCGUCGACAAGGCCAAGAAAAAACUGGAGGCCAAAUGCCCCGGAAUCGUCUCCUGUGCCGAUAUCAUAGCACUGGCGACCAGAGACAGCGUGUUUCUAUCCGGCGGACUGAACUAUUCGGUGCCGACAGGGAGACGCGACGGCCUGAUCUCAAACCCGAACCUCGUGAACCUGCCGGGGCCAACAGUCUCUGUGUCACAGGCGUUGCAAUUCUUCGUCUCGAAAGGGCUGAACCUAUUUGACUUGGUGGUUCUCUUGGGCGCGCACACGGUGGGCAUCGCGCAUUGUGGUUUCUUUCAGGACCGACUUUUCGACUUUCAAGGUACGCGUAACCGGGACCCUACUAUGAAUCGGGCUCUGUGGUUGAAGCUGUUUGGGAUUUGCGGGACGCAAGUAUUGCCUUUGUUGGAGGAACCAACCGCGUUUUUGGACCAAACCACGCCUUUUACCAUCGAUAACAAGUACUACCGCGACAUUCGUAAGAGGAGAGGGAUACUGCAGAUUGAUCAGGAGCUUGUGUUCCGUAAUUCUACUGCAUCUCUUGUGUCGGCUUUCGCGAACGACCCCGAUGGGUUCCAACAGAGUUUUGCGAAUGCGUUGGUGAAGAUGGGGAGGGUUGGUGUUCUUGUUGGAAAAGCUGGAGAAAUUAGAGAGAAUUGUAGAGUUUUCAAUUAGCCAAGCUACUCGGAAAGAAUAAUCUAGGGUCAUUUUUUGUUAACUCAUGCUGUCCGGGCCAACUUUCGCGCGUGCACCUCGACAAAUUCUUAUACACCAAUCUCACCGUUACCUAGCCGAAGCCCAUUUAAAGUUUAAAAACAAAUGUUGGGUCUUGUAAGAUUUUUCCUUUAUUUGCCAUAGCUUUGUUAUGUUUCAAAAUUAGUAACACUUGGGUACAUAUAUUCAUUAAUUGUCUUGUUGGCAUUCGAUGGAACUGACUAUUUGGAAUUUCUUAAUAAUUUAU
Messenger RNA from Rhododendron vialii, 1480 nucleotides. Its product is annotated as peroxidase 44-like. Bases 232 to 1194 code for a protein of 320 amino acids. Lineage: Eukaryota; Viridiplantae; Streptophyta; Magnoliopsida; Ericales; Ericaceae. Gene Ontology annotation, biological process: hydrogen peroxide catabolic process; response to oxidative stress. The transcript has 2 exons. Gene Ontology annotation, molecular function: peroxidase activity; heme binding. The record is from RefSeq and is a predicted model, not a curated record.